Messenger RNA from Lasiosphaeria miniovina, 486 nucleotides. RefSeq lists its product as uncharacterized. The record is from RefSeq and is a predicted model, not a curated record. NCBI's taxonomy places the organism in Eukaryota, Fungi, Ascomycota, Sordariomycetes, Sordariales, Lasiosphaeriaceae. The transcript is spliced from 3 exons. The coding region runs from base 1 to 486 and encodes 161 amino acids.
AUGGUCAGCGCAAGGGUCCUAGUUUUGUCAAACUAUCUGCCACCCGAGCCGCAUACACCAUAUAUUGCAGGCUUGUUCCCCAAACUCUACGACUAUCUAUCGGCCCACCGACUAUCACUUCACCUGCUCUCGCAGGGCGCGGAGCCUAUAAGAGACGGGCCCGACAACUCCCUCGAGAGCUAUCUCGGCUUCUUCUGCCCGGACAACGAGGCCUUGUGCCAAAGACUGCUGGAUCACGAGGAAGCCGACGCGCGCGAGCUCGUGGCCUACCUCGUGUCGCGCUAUCCCGGCAGCCAGUUCCUCGAGUACCGGCGUUUCGACACCGUGGCUGAGCGCGCAAGCCGGUGGCGGGAGAAGACUAUUCCGGCAUCCCUUCCCUGGCCAACACCAACACCAACGACGGCGGGCGAGGCGGCGGCGGGGGAGAAGGAGAGGCUGAGGCAUGCCGAGGGCGAGGACGAGGUAGGGCCCAGUGAGAAGUAUUAG